CCGAAAUCUUGACUUUGGUUCGUAUGUUCGUAAUCACUCAUUAGUCAUUUCAAAACGUUAUUUUUAAUUUCUUCAUUCGAAAUUACGAAUUUUCUAAGGCCACUCUGAAAUGAUCCAUCGCAAACUCUCACUAUGAAUUAACCUCGCGUCCUCUCGACCCCUAAAACUCAUCUGUUUCGGUGAACUUACCCAGUGAAAAUGCUCAGUGAUCCUUUGGACGACGAUUCUUUCACUUCUGAUUAUUACGAAACUGACGCCAAACAGAUCCCAUACAAAAGUAUAAUCAACGGCGAAACCGAAGAUGGACUUAUAUUCCAGCAGCUCGAUAUCUUCUCCCAAGGAUUCCACAUCAUGGAGGAGUUUCGUAAAGAAGAAAAGCUCUGCGAUGUGAUCCUGAAAGCUGACAAUCAAUCAUUUAGUGGACAUCGUAUCGUAUUAGCUGCCACUAUACCUUACUUUAAAGCUAUGUUUUCUUACGAUAUGGUCGAAAGUAAACAGAAGGAAAUUGUUAUUCAGGGCAUUGACGCCAUUGCACUGGAAGCUCUAGUCAAAUUCUCGUACACUGGUCGAGUACUAAUAAAUAUACACAACGUACAGUCGCUCAUGUUUGGAGCAUCUUUUCUACAACUUUUGAGAGUUAAAAACGCUUGCGGAGAUUUUCUCAAAAAAAGAUUCAAUCCGAACAAUGUCCUAGGUAUAAGAUCGUUCGCUGAUACUUUGGGAUGCACUCAACUAACCGAAGCUGCUGAUAAAUAUAUCCAAAAACAUUUCCACGAAGUUUCACUAUCCGAUGAGUUUCUAUCGAUUAAUGGAGGCGAAUUACUCGAUAUCGUGAAAAAAGAUGACCUAAAUGUUACUUCUGAAGAACAAGUUUUCGAAGCUGUGAUGCGAUGGGUUAACAAAGACCAAGAUGUGAGGAAAUCUUUACUUCCUCAUUUACUGGCGUUUGUUCGAUUACCAUUAAUGAAAUUACCUUAUCUCGUCGAUAAAGUAUCGAGCAAUCAAUUAAUCAAAUCGUCUCACGAAUGCAGAGAUUUACUAGACGAAGCUCGAGACUACCAUCUAAUGCCCGAACGACGUCCUCUAAUACAGGAAUUCAAACUACAGCAACGUUAUUGUAAACUCCUAAUUGGGUAUAUUUUCGCUGUAGGCGGAUUGACUAAAUCUGGCGAUUCUCUCAGCACAGUCGAAGUCUACGAUCCAACAACCGGUAAAUGGGAGAUGGCUGAGGCGAUGAGUAUGCUUAGGAGUCGAGUCGGAGUAGCUGUCAUGCAUAAUAAACUCUUUGCUGUCGGAGGAUACAACGGUUCGGAGAGAUUAUCAACCUCAGAGGUGUUCGAUCCGGUGAAACGAGUGUGGAGUCGAGUCUCUCCGAUGCAUUUUAACCGAAGCGCUGUCGGUGCUGCUGCUCUUAAUGGAAGAUUAUACGUUUGCGGAGGAUACGACGGGAUCACUUCGUUGAAUACGGUCGAGUGCUAUAUACCUGAAAGAGACGAAUGGAAUGUAAUCACUUGUAUGCAAAAGCAUCGUAGUGCCGGUGGCGUUGCUGCGUUCAACGAUCACGUUUACGCUCUCGGUGGACACGAUGGGUUAUCUAUUUUCGAUUCGGUCGAAAGAUACGAUCCUAAAAUCGGUAUUUGGACUUCGGUCACACCAAUGCUAACGAAAAGAUGCAGACUAGGAGUAGCUGUUCUAAACGGUAAACUUUACGUCUGCGGAGGCUACGACGGAGCUAAAUUCUUGAAAACCGUCGAAGUAUACGAUCCUGAAACCGAUAAAUGGCAGUUUGUCGCAUCGAUGAACGGAAUGCGCAGCAGAGUAGCAUUGGUUUCAUCAAUGGGUAAACUUUGGGCAAUCGGAGGCUACGACGGUGAAUCUAAUUUACCCACAGUCGAAGUAUACGAUCCUCAGAUCGACUCUUGGUCAUUUGUAGCUCCAAUGUGUGCUCACGAAGGAGGUGUAGGAGCCGGUGUGAUACCUUUAUGUAAACCAGAUCAUGGCUGGAAAAACGAACGCGAACGAGGAACCGAACUAGAACGAGUAAAAGAGCAAAAGAAUGGUUUCUUUUGAAACAAGCACGAGCGAUUAGUUUUUCUUCUAGAUCUGAAUCAGACUUACAAACAAUUGGCAUUUUGUAUUGUAUCGCAUUUUCCCUCCUUUUUGCAUAUUUUUUAUGAUCUCAUUUCUCGUUUAUUAUUUUACUGUUCGAACGUUAUAAAUGUACGUAUGUUUCGUUUUUGUUUUCAUUAUUUUUCAAUUUCUUCUUCUACUAUCGUUUCUUUUUACCAUUUUUAUGUUCAUUCGUGAAUUAAGUUACGCUUCUUCAUUAUACAUAUUACGUGUAUGUGUAAUUUUUCUCAAUGAAUCGUGUUCGAAUAUUAGACGAGCAUAUGGCACCGUCGUUAAUCUAUCUUUAAAUAUAUCACUGUGAGUAACUCAAGAGAGAGUACUCUGUAAAAGUAUCGCAUUUUCAAAGGUUUUGCAAUUAUUCAAUCGUCCUUAGAUAGUGAUUUAUAUCAUUUGGUUAUUUUAUUAUCAUUAUUAUUCGUAAUUUAUGACGUAUAACGUUGGAAAAUAUAUUUUUUUGCGCUUUUA
This is a messenger RNA of Planococcus citri (citrus mealybug), 2595 nucleotides long. RefSeq names its product kelch-like protein 18. The record is from RefSeq and is a predicted model, not a curated record. The transcript has 9 exons. The coding region runs from base 199 to 2070 and encodes 623 amino acids. Gene Ontology annotation, molecular function: protein binding. Lineage: Eukaryota; Metazoa; Arthropoda; Insecta; Hemiptera; Pseudococcidae.